Molecule: messenger RNA, 832 nt
Organism: Candidula unifasciata
Lineage: Eukaryota; Metazoa; Mollusca; Gastropoda; Stylommatophora; Geomitridae
Source: the annotation of a GenBank genome assembly
GGAAAUUAUUGUCUAAUAAUUUGUCAAUUCUCAGAACAAGAAGAAUGGUUCAGUGAGGGCAGAGACGAACUUAUAAGAGCUAUCAGAGUAACCAGACGACAAAACAAGAAUCUGGCGCGAAACAUCAUCUUGUUUGUGGGAGACGGCAUGGGAAUAUCUACCGUUACAGCAUCAAGGUUAGUGAACACUGGACAACUGAGAGGAGAAGACGGUGAAGACAACCUGUUGUACUUUGAACGGUUUCCUCACGUGGGUCUAGUGAAGACGUACAGCGCAGACUCACAGGUCACGGGCUCAGCCGCCGCUGGGACUGCCAUUCUGACAGGUGUCAAAAUUAACUCAGGUGUCCUGGGUUGUGACAGCAGGGUCAAGAAAGGCAAUUGUUCUGCCUUUACCGAAAAUACCAAACUGAAAACUAUACUGCAUGCUUUCAUCAACGAAGGUCUGUCUACCGGGAUAGUAACCAACUCCCGCAUCACCCACGCCACCCCGGCCUCAGCCUACGCCCAGACGCCUCACCGAGGCUGGGAGGGUGACGUGGACCUUCCCCAUGGCGACACAGACUGCGCCCACGUUGACGACAUCGCCAAGCAGCUCAUUCUGAACAACGCAGACAUCAAGGUCAUACUUGGAGGUGGCCGACGCUACUUCCUGGACAACUCGACCCAAGAUCCAGUUCUGGGGACCGUCGACCCACACCAGAGACGUGAUGGACUGAACCUCGUUGACGAGUGGAAGAAAGACAAAAUCAGGAGGAACGCCACUCACAGUUACGUUUGGCAAAGAUCUGACUUUGACGCCGUUGACAGCAAUAGCACUGAAUUCCUGCUAG